UACUUUGUAGAGAUUUUUGUCUUGGCCGACCAUACAGGGAACCGCAGUUACACUGUUACCUUCUCACGGGGAACUCCUUUUGCAUCCUGCCAAGCUUUUCCCCAAGACAGCGGAUAAGUCCAGGGAUCACUAUGUCUCAAGCCACAAUCUCGUCAAACCAACUUUCCAGCGACCAAAGCCGACGAGCAUCUUCCGAGAUGAUGAAAUACUAUCUCGCCAGUCGCCCCAGUACAACGACGGAUAGGCUUGUUCAAGGGAACAUCAUGUCAGACGGAGAUCUCAUAGACAGUCUUAAGAAAAAGGAAUCCCAACUAGAUGUGUUAGUAAGGCGAGCAAAGGGGGGCGGUUCUAAGUCAACGUAGGCAAGCGGAUAUUAUUGAAAAUAUACCCCG
Messenger RNA from Daldinia loculata, 392 nucleotides. RefSeq lists its product as uncharacterized. The transcript has 2 exons. The record is from RefSeq and is a predicted model, not a curated record. Bases 132 to 362 code for a protein of 76 amino acids. Lineage: Eukaryota; Fungi; Ascomycota; Sordariomycetes; Xylariales; Hypoxylaceae.